UUCUUUCUCUCUCUCUCUCUCUCUAGAAUUACAACAAAAUUAUUCAAAUUUUGAGACACAUUCUAUUAUCAUCAUUAUUAUUUCAAUGGCUCCUAUGACCCUUCCUCCAGGGUUUCGCUUCCACCCGACAGACGAAGAACUUGUCGCUUACUAUUUGGAUAGGAAGAUCAAUGGCCGCUCCAUCGAGCUUGAGAUCAUUCCUGAAAUCGACCUUUAUAAAUGCGAACCCUGGGAAUUACCCGAUAAGUCGUUUCUGCCGAGCAAAGAUAUGGAGUGGUACUUCUAUAGUCCUCGGGAUCGGAAGUACCCUAAUGGGUCGAGAACGAAUCGGGCGACGAAAGGCGGGUAUUGGAAGGCCACUGGGAAAGACCGAGUGGUUCAGUCGCAGAAGCGAGCAGUUGGGAUGAAGAAAACUUUGGUGUAUUAUAAAGGAAGAGCUCCUCACGGGGUUAGAACUAAUUGGGUUAUGCACGAAUAUCGUCUUCUCCAUUCUCAACUUGCCACGGCAGCAACCUCGUCUCCUUCGACCAAGGACUCCUAUGCAUUGUGUCGUGUAUUCAAGAAGGCAACUAUAGUACCGAAAACGGUUGGGGAAAAGACAAAUGGGGUCGACGCCGAAGCACCGGUUUGGCCAGACGAGCAAGACAUGCAGAUUGAUGACGGUGGUGGUGCACCGGAAAGUUCGAGAGGAGGGAUAGAAAGCAAUGAAGAUGGUGACAGUUUUGAUCAUUUUCUUUAUGAAUAUAACCCUAAAAUCUUCAGCUCUGAAAACUCCUCCUCCGAUCUCACACAAGGAAAUGUCGCGGAUGAGUUGCCGGUGCCGGUGACCUCCGAUAAUGAAGCCAAUAGUUCAGCUGAUAAUCUGUAUCCAAUCCACAUUGAUUGCCCUUCAAAUUAUAUGCAGAUUCCAAACAAUUUUAUUGACCACGAGAAUAAUAUUCACUAUCAACAUCCUUACUAUCCACCGUUAGAGGUCGAGGACUUCCCUCAGCUAAACAUAAUGGGGGAAACAAAGUCGUUAAUGAAGCCAGAGUGCAUCGACGAGUACAUGAAGUCGUUCGAUAAGUUCAGAGACUCCAUGAAUGGAAGUUUAGAGGAGAUUUUGUCACUGUGUAGUCUGCCCAAUAUGCAUGAAGAUAAUCAUAAUCUCCAACAACACUCUUCCUUAUUACAGUAACGUAAAAGAAAAAUACACAAAAUUUCCAUUAUUACUUAAUUACGUUUACUGUACAUUAUAAAUUUACCAACAACACUUAGAUAUUCAAUUUUACACCAAAAUGAUAUCAUCAAUCUCCAAAAUAUUAUGAAGAGAGAGACAGAGAAUGAAAGAUUUUAUUUUUGUAUGUCGAGAGAGAGCUGACCAAUUCAUAAUAUUAUAAUUUAGGGGAUUAUUCUUCCAUGUAAUGGGUUUUUUUUAAGGCAUUUACAUGUGUAAUAGAGUGAAGGUUUGUUUAUCC
Molecule: messenger RNA, 1457 nt
Organism: Cucumis melo (muskmelon)
Lineage: Eukaryota; Viridiplantae; Streptophyta; Magnoliopsida; Cucurbitales; Cucurbitaceae
Product: NAC domain-containing protein 54
Exons: 4
Coding region: 86-1177 (363 amino acids)
Biological process (GO): regulation of DNA-templated transcription
Molecular function (GO): DNA binding
Source: RefSeq, a predicted model, not a curated record